AUGAAAGUGAAAACCAUAGCAUGAGACAAUGUCUAUCCCAGAAUAAAGCGCCAAUCAAAUCAAGGCUUCAACAUUCCCCCCAGGCAACACACGGGUAUUUGACUGUCGUUCUUUCCGGGGGGUGAGGAACUUGAACCUUGUAUGGGUGGGGUGGGCUAUUUGAACCGGACUUAUCAAGUUCCUCCAGCGGAAUACACGUGUUUUAUCUUUUAAUAUGGAGCUGUUUAAAGGUAAAGAGUUCACUUUCGCGAGCAGAUACCUCAUAAGGAAAGGUCUCCAAGAAAGUCACAGUCGCUGAUCUUGCCUUUUAUAAACAAAUUGGCAUCAAAUCCGGCACUUGGUAGGGCAUUUGAACACAAUUUUUAGCCCCGGUAGACGGGAAUUUGAAGGAGGAACUCUUUAAAAGUUUAAAUGCCCCGAGAGUUUCCUGGCGGGGGAAUGAUGAAGCUUUUGAGUUGAUCGACGCUAAACGGACGCAAGAAAAAACUUUAAACUGAAAUAUUAGUUUGGAAUGGCUUCAGCAAAAGUUGCAAAAAUACCUCAGAUCAUGGUACUAGGUCGGUGAUUCUAGAAAUUCCAGGAAGAAAUGGUCUGUGCAAGACUAGUAUCAGGUCAAAAGGGUGAAGAGCAAAAAUAAUGACUUAGCUUCGUAAUAGAAAGCACCUCCGAAAAAGGGAAGAUCCUACGUUAAAAACAACUCAGUUUUAGCAUACAUAUAUGAAUUCGAACCAGACCAUUUCCGUUUAUGCUAACAAUCAUACCAGAAACUAAUCUCUAAAUUAUUGCAAUUGAGUAACGCGUAUGCACUUUAAAGCCAAUCCCGAAUUCAAAGCACUUCCUUCGAAAUAAUACUUCUACAUUUGCACCGGAAAAUAAACAUGAGCAAUCAUUCAGCUACUUGUUUGAUAUCUACAAUCAACUUAUCCGACAUCUGCUUAUUAAAACGGUGUACGAGGAUAUUAUAAGUAAACUUAAACAACUUUAAAAUGAAAAUACCAAUCCAAUUGAAUUAUAAUAAGUUCAAAUUAGUUCUACAGAUCCCGUAAUCUUAUUCUUUGACACUAUACAAAGUUCGGCUCCUCAUCCUUGCUUCCGAAUCUGCUGAGCUGCGACAUCUACCGGGAAGGAGAAGCUUUCGAAGUUGUUUUUAUUUUUGAAUCAAAAUUGUAAACUAAUACUUCCCUUCCCCGAUUAAAGACGGUCUCUUUCGAUAUCAAACAGGAAACUAAAGCUAACCACACUGAAGGCCUACAGUGGCUUCACAGAUUUCCUAACUGAAAAUGUGACAUCAUAGAAGUGCUUUGUACAAAGACUUAAGUUAUUUUAACGAAAAAGAGGCAGCUGGUUCUUUACCCAACUUUACUGUAAAUGAUAUAAAAAUCAUAUGUGUGAACUGCGUUUGAAGAAAUGUAUAUGGAAGCGAUCCCCGCAGUUAUGAACACUACUUAAGUAGUAGUGAGAAUAAGGCCUGAAAAAAAUUCAGGCUCGUAUGGGAUUUGAACCCAUGACCUCUGCGAUAACGGGGCAGCGCUUUACUAACUGAGCUAACAAGCCAACUGGUCGGUAUCGCAGAGGCCUGGGUUCAAAUCCCGUACGAGCCUGCAUCUCAUAAGCUUUAGUGUAAAACUCAGAUGCUUUCUUCGGCUGGUUGAGACUGUAAAGACAGUUUCAAAUGGCAUUGUAGCACCUCGCAAGAUCAGUGUGCUUCUUUAAUCCCUUAACUACCAGAAGUGAUUAACAUGUAACUUCUCCUCAAAGUUUGCUCUGUCGUUCUCAAACUUCCUGAAUGCCUCGACAUACUGUGGCUCUAUAAGUUUGGCAAUUUUCUCCUUCUCGGCCAGAACGUAUAUGUAAAGAUGUCUCUUAGCUUCCAUUUAGGAUACCUGAAAGGCUUCAUGAGCCUUGAUACUAUCUGCGUACCUUUCUCAAAAGUGGAUGAAUGUCAUAUCUCCUCUUUACCUACGAAGCUUCCUUUGUGACCACAACUAAUGACUGCACUGGCCACAAGUCCCUCUAGCAGCAAGAAAGCUUGUGAAUUACUGAUAACAAGAAAUGUUGCUGCUAUGGCCUUUGAAAAAGGACCUCAGAACAAAGAAACUGAUACUGCAGACAUCUUUAAACUGUCCAAACAUUUCUCUAAUUGUAGACAGCCAAACCAUAUUCACUCUGUCUUCCGUAAAACUAAGUUUGAUUGCAGAUUGCAGACUACAAGCACAGCCCCGAGAAAAAUAAUUUCUAGGCCUAAAUUUUGCACUCUGGGCCUUAACUGAGCUUUUUAUUUCUUGUGACUCAGUCUUCUAUUUCAUAUUUUUUUCUGUCCUUUAGUCCCAUGGACACUUUUAGACCUGAGGAGUUUUUUUCCACUUUGUUGGGAUUAAAAUAACUUUUGUUGUAAAAGGAGGAACCGGCAAAUAACGCAAAACUUAUGAAAAAAGUAUAAACAGCCGGUGCUCUCAUUUCUGACACGAGGGACAAAAAAUUGAGCAUUACUUAUCUGCAAUAUGAAUUCACUUGAGAAAGAAACUUAUGAAAGUUGAUAAGAAAAAGAAACAUGAGUGAAAAUCUAAUCUAUGUGUGAAGAUUGAUGGACACACUUUUGUUGUGGUUCAAUUUUAUCCUUGGUUCAAAUUUUAUUUUCCUUUGUUUCAAACUCAUUAUCAUACAUUAGAAACAACCAAGACAAACGAAAAUAAAAUUUGAACCAGGGAUAAAAUUGAACUACAAACUACAACAUAUUCAUCUAUGUCCAUUAAGUUCGCUAAAGUUGAAAAAUGUGCUAUUCACAAGGAAACAAAAAAUUAAGUAGUAAGAACCAAACGUUUUCGACAUUAGGUUAUUAUCAUUAGCUUAUUAUUAAUAAGCACUGUCCGCUAAAUUGCAUAUUUUAUAUCCUUAAGUAAUUACCGACAGGAGUCGUUUCGCAACGUAAGAAUUAAUUUGCUUAUUCAAACUAGGCUGCAAAAGUUGCAUUAUGAGACCUUCAAGGAUUCUUAGUUGAUGAAAAGACUUCUCCGUGCAGAUCAUGCCCCAGUUGAAGGAAUGCGAACGAUUCUCCCGGGGAUGGCAUUUAGGUUCCAAGUCAUUAGACGUGUUUGCCAAUGACGUCUUCUCGCUUUUCACUGAAGUAAAUGUGGAGGACACCAUUGACUACAUCACUAAAUGAAUUCACACGUACAACAAAUUACUCAAAAUCAGCAAUAAACUUCUCUUCAAACGUGCUCUCUGCCACUUCCCGAACAAAACUCGUCACGAAACUCCUCCCAUCGGGAAUUAGAUAAAUGAAAUAUAGUCAAUUUGGCGAACUGUGUUUAUUUACCCUCAUGAUAACCUAGUGUCGAAAACGUUUGGUUUUUACUCUUUAAUAUAUUAUUUCCUGAUAAAUGGCCCAGAUUCAUCUAUAUUUUUCUAAUUCUGUGUUGUAAUUAAUUACAAUGCAUGAAGGCUAAGGGAAAGAAACACUCAAAAGCUCUAAAAAGCUUCAGGAAAAUUUUGGGGACACAGAAAGUUAUGCCGGAGUAACUGCCGUAAUUAUUAAAUCAAUGGACUCAUUCAAAUAAGCCUUAGGUUUGAAACUUGCUUAAGAGCAUUUGACAAUUUAUGUUGCACGCACCGACUCCGAUUUCUGAGACUGAACACGAAUCUUUAGAUUGUCAUCCUUAUUUAAACAGCUUCACUCGACAUCAGUUAUAUUUCCACGCAGGAUCUUAAAGAUGCUAUUAAAUUUUGACAAGGAAAGAGUCAUAGACGCUGAAAAUUAUUCAAAUAUAGAUACUAGAGUGCAAAUAUGUAUAACUAAAGAAAAUUAAAAAGUCCUUUCACCAAGUCCUUUCCUUUAUGCUCUCUGUAUGAGAAAAAGAUGACUCAACCAUCAGUCCUCAAGAAGAAUAGUCACGGUGAGAAAAAAGUAAAAAAAAAAUGGAAAACACUGCAACCUAAUGCAGUUUGAAGGAAGCCUAAUACCUGUUUAGCAACCUGCCUAUGUUGACGGUCACCAAAAAAAACAUGUCAUAUUGCCUAUACCGUUUUUAUUUUUGCAAUUUUUUAGCACCUGCUUAUCUAGUUUGUCAAUAGAAAUGAAAUAAACAUUCAUCCUUUUCCAUCAUAUUCUCUCUGACAGUGAAGACUAAACAUGCAUCUCAGCAUAAUAUCUCUUCUUUGCGCUGUUGCCUACGGCAUAAACCGUAUUUCAGGUCCAAAUCUCAAAGCUGUUAACUUUGCCGGAAAGAUAAAAAGACAAAAGCUGAACGGAAGCCUGAUAAGAGAUAUAGAAGUGGAUUCGGAAAGUUCCUGUCAGUUUGAGUGUGUGUAUGAAGAGCGAUGUCAGUCUUACAACUUUGGAAACGUAAAGGGCGACUCAAACAAAUUCAAGUGUCAACUAAGCGACUCUGAUCGAUUUGCUGGAUUUGCUAACUUUAUCGAGGAUAAAGAUUUCAUUUACAGGGGAAUAAAGGUAAGCUAAAUCUGUUUAGUGCAUCAACAAUGACUUCUGUUGUGGAUCAGAAUUAAAAUCUUGAUUAACUGAACUAUUUAAGCUUUCAUUUCUUCUUUUACCUCCUUAUCUGCUUAAGAAGGUCUGUGAAUAAUCGUGAUAGAAAUUUUCCGGCUGUUGACGUUAGGAGAAGGGGGCUCCACUCACGAAAACGGCUAGAUUUUUCGCGAAAAAUGUUUCGAUUUGUUUUAUAUAUAAAGCCUUCAUUCUUGCUUUUCUUUCAAGUAAAUCUUCCAUGUCAACUAGUCGCAUUUUGCUAUCCAACAAGAAAGGAUGUGUAUUCUGUUGCGCUUCGUAAUAAAAUUGUCGCAUAUUGUAGCAAGACUUGGUUUUCUCAGACGGAGCGUAAGGAGACCCACUCAUGGCUAUAACCAUCGUCAAUGAUGAUAAAAAGAUACUGAUAAAAGUAAUGAUUAUGACGUUGAUGAUAAAAACAAAUACUACCAUUGAUCAUGAUAUCAUUAUCGUCUUCAUCAUCAUCAUCAUUAUCAUGGUGGUAAAUUCAUACCCGAGGUCUCUAUUUCCCUAAGAACGAGGCUUGUGUAUGGUCUCGUAGACUUUGUUUAUCUCCCAACCUAUCAAAGGUUUUCUGUUGCACGUAACAGGGUGCGCAAGCCGAAGGCCAUAUCUUGAAGAAAUUUGUGCAAAUCCUGUUUGCAACCAAAUGAGUUGCUAUCCUUCGAAUCUCCCUGCGCUAUUGAAAGAAAGAAACUCCUUUGACUUACAGAUGUUUAGGAAGUUACUCGACACAACUUUUUUCUCUAGAGCGCAUGUGAAGAAGACAGUUUCCGAUGUGGUGAUCACAGUAUAUGCGUUCCCAACUAUCAAGAUGACAGCAUUCGAUGCCAGUGUAAGCAUGGCUUCACAGGAAAACCUUGCGGUAGGUAUAUUUCGCUUUGUUUAGGUAUAGAAAAAGCCUCAAUUAUCAUAUAAAGAAGUGAUUUCGAAUAGGUUCUUUAUUUCCUCGCAAAUUAAUAGAACCGAAAAGCUGCUCUCAAUUGUUUCAAGAUGGUUUCAAUUCUAGUGGCGUAUACACCAUCAAUCCAGAUGGCGGCAAACCAAUCCAAGUGUUAUGUGACAUGAUCACAGACGGUGGAGGCUGGACCGUUUUUCAGAAACGCUUGGACGGCUCUGUUGACUUCUAUCUUAAAUGGGAAUCCUACAAAAACGGCUUCGGAGAUCUGAGCGGAGAGUUCUGGCUUGGAAACGACAAUCUUCACCGUUUAACAGCCGCUGAUCAUGUCAUGUUGAGAGUUGACCUGGAAGACUUUGAAGGGAACAUCACAUAUGCUGAGUACACGGAUUUUGGUGUGGCAGACGAAGCUGAUAAGUACCGGCUUUUGAUUGGAGGAUACAAGGGCACCGCUGGUGACUCUAUGACAGUACAUAAGUAAGUAAGGAAUUCAGGUUGACUGAGACAGAAUCCAUUUCCAGCCGCGGGAAGCAUGUUUCGAAUAGGGAUGUGGCUUUAGAAAUUGAUUUCGAAGGGAACUAAUCGUGAACGGCUUAUCACAUCUAGUUUGAAUUUUGUAUGUAAAGAGAAACAUUUCCAGAUAAAACAAAGGAAAACGUAUAGCUUUGAUUUUUAUUUUGGGAGUUUAAUGUUUUAUUGGUCUCCAUCUUCGUUUAAAUUUUGAAUCGUCACAAUCACAAUCCUAAACGGACAUAACUAAAAUUGUUCCGAAAAAAUCAAAGGACAAAUUUGUCAUGUAAAAUGUUUGCUUCGUCUGUUGCAUCCGCAUCAAAAAAAAUUGAAAGCCGUCCAAAAUUCCGUCAGUGCCUGAUGUGUUCAUAAGACUGGCCAGCCAAGUAUGCCAAAGGAUUAAACCUCCAAUUUCCAGGAUUUGUACAAGCCGUUUCAAAAAUUUCAAUCCCCGUGUUUUGGAACAAAAGAUAACUAUUGCCUUCAUACUAUACUGCUUUCAGUUCAAUUACGCGCUGAUCGUAGCUUUUACGACAAAUAAUCGACAAGUUUCUCACGGUUUUGUUUAUUAAGUCGAUUUUGUUCAGUUUUUACCCGGGACAAAUGUCGUGGGCGGUGCAUUUGAAGAUUUGUCCGCCUCGAACAAAAUUUGUCAAGUCGCGACAAACAAUCUGCACUUGUGAAAUGUUGAUGUUGACAGGAAACAACUUAUUCGCUACUGCGGAAAGGCCCUAACUUUACAUAUUCAAGAAAUUGAUAAACCAAAAGACUUUCGGGAGCCUCAAACAAACUACAUCAACAUACACUUCAAGUAAUGUGUGAGACUUCAGUAAGAUUGAGAUCUCAACAGUUUUUCAAGGUUCCGAUCUGAUAAGUCACGUGACUUGAUUACGUAAUCCGAUAACCUAGACUACCAAGAAUGUGCCGCCUUUGUUUUAACACCCGCAAAUGGAUACAGCUUCUUGAAAAAGGACGAUAAACCGUAGGCCCCAUCUCCUGCAUCUUCUCUCUACUGGUCAGUAGGGGAUGUUAAAGAACCCACGUAUUUUUCACAAAGAGAAGGGAACGAAGCUCCCGGUAUUGGGUUAGGCCUGGCCUAGUUGUUAUUAGUUUGUAUAGGCUACCAUCCAAACUAGCUUUAAAGCUGAACUUGAUCAGCCUGUAUAAAUAUCGUGAAUAAAUAAAUAAAUAAGUAACUAAUGCUUUUUAUGUGUCUAAACAAGGUGAAAACAAGCUUACAUGAAAUUUCAUUUCAUUUCAGCAAUAUGAGGUUUUCUACGAAUGAUCAAGACAAUGACGGAGAUAACAGGCAUUGCUCCCAACUCUACAAGGGAGCCUGGUGGUACCAAAACUGCCAUAACUCCAAUCUGAAUGGAUUGUACCUCAAUGGCUCCCAUAAGUCUUAUGCUGAUGGAGUCAACUGGCUUCAUUUCAGAGGCCAUUAUUACUCACUAAAACGCACUGAGAUGAAAGUGAGAACCAAUGCGUAA
Pocillopora meandrina is the source of this 7402-nucleotide messenger RNA. The record is from the annotation of a GenBank genome assembly. NCBI's taxonomy places the organism in Eukaryota, Metazoa, Cnidaria, Anthozoa, Scleractinia, Pocilloporidae.